Messenger RNA from Ceratosolen solmsi marchali, 5840 nucleotides. It is a transcript of the gene Slik, whose product is annotated as Sterile20-like kinase. Bases 538 to 5097 code for a protein of 1519 amino acids. The record is from RefSeq and is a predicted model, not a curated record. The transcript has 17 exons. NCBI's taxonomy places the organism in Eukaryota, Metazoa, Arthropoda, Insecta, Hymenoptera, Agaonidae. Gene Ontology annotation, molecular function: protein serine/threonine kinase activity; ATP binding. Gene Ontology annotation, biological process: protein phosphorylation.
AGAGAAAGAAGAAAAGAGAAGAGAGAAAAAUCGAGCAGUUAUCCCAGCUAGUGAUGUAUGCAUUUGAGAUGGGAUAUUGGCGCAGGCUAAUGGAUGGUAGCGUACUGGUAUCUAAAAAAGAACGAUUGUCGUAUUGAAGAGAAAGAGUUUUUCAAAAUGCGGAAGAGAUCAGGUAAGAUCCCCGGCUAUCCAGUGGGGAUUUGAGGGUAACUGACAAUCUCCACCGUAAAUUAGGAGAUAUCUAGUGACAAUAACUACAAUGACGAAGAUGAUAAUGAUGAGAUCGACCAAAUUGAGAUUAUUAAUUGGUCUGCAUUGCAUGGAUAAAUGUAGUGGCAGUAAUGAAUUCAUGGUAUUUUAUUUAGCAUGACGGACUUCUUAUGCCUUACAGUUUGCAUUUAAUUUGCGAAUGCUCCGUUCAGUCAACGCAGCAAGUUGAAUCUAAUUCGUGGUGGAGUACAAGUGUUUGUGUUAUAAUAGAUUAAUUUGGAAGAUUUGUCAUUAAUUGUUGCUUCAAAAAACAUAUAGUUAAUCAAAAUGUCAUUUUUGUCAAAUCUAAAAAAAGCAUUCCACUUCGGUGGCAAUGACGCUAAAAAGAAAAAACUGUAUAACAAUAUAAAAAUGGACGUUAAUCCGGAGGAGUUUUGGGACAUGAUUGGUGAGCUUGGCGACGGGGCCUUUGGAAAAGUUUAUAAGGCUCAGCAUAAGCAAACGCAUCAGCUGGCUGCUGCGAAAAUGUGCGCAUUAGAAGGAGAAGACGACCUAAGUGACUUUAUGAUUGAGAUUGACAUUCUGUCAGAAUGCAAGCAUCCUAAUGUCGUCGAACUUCACGAGGCCUACUUUAUCGAGGGUAAAUUAUGGAUGUUAAUCGAGUAUUGUGAUGGAGGUGCUGUAGACUCGAUUAUGGUAGAGUUGGAGAAAGCACUUACAGAGCUCCAGAUAGCCUAUGUUUGCCAGCAUAUGACUAAAGGUCUUGCAUUUUUACACAAAGCUAAGGUCAUUCAUAGGGAUUUGAAGGCGGGAAAUGUCUUGCUGACAAUGGCCGGUGGUGUUAAAAUAGCGGAUUUUGGUGUAUCUGCAAAAAAUAAGUACACAUUACAAAAGCACGAUACAUUCAUUGGUACUCCUUAUUGGAUGGCUCCAGAAGUUGUUUUAUGUGAAACUUUUCGAGAUAAUCCUUACGACUUCAAGGUCGAUAUUUGGUCACUUGGUAUAACUUUAAUAGAGUUUGCGCAAAUGGAACCACCAAAUCAUGAGAUGUCUCCUAUGCGCGUACUUCUUAAAAUUCAAAAAAGUGAUCCACCGAAACUUGAGCAACCAAACCGCUGGAGUAAGGAUUUUAAUGAUUUUAUUGCCAAGGCCUUAAUAAAAGAUCCGUCGAUGAGGCCAACUGCUGAAGAGCUGCUCAAGCAUCCAUUUAUCAGUCGAAAUUUGGAUUCGAAACCGAUCAGAGAUUUAUUACUCGAAUACAAAGCUGAUGUAGUUGAAGAAGAAUUAGUCGACGACGAAGCUGAGGAGCAACGCACGUCGCAACUUCCCCUGGAAUUGGAUCAAAUCGGAGAUGACUCUGUAUCUGUCCGCAGCGACAAUGACGUCAAAGUCACAGAAAAAGAGACAGCCAUCAUAGUACCGGCGAGUGCAGCGAAGAGAGAAGAGAGUAAUAAAAGAGAAAUUAAUAGAGAUGGUGAGAAAGAAGAACGUAGUAAAAAAUUACGAAAAGCAGAAUCCAAGGAAAAUAUACCCAUAUCUGUGGAGAAAAAACCAGCACCGAAGCCGCCGACCGUUGCAGUCGCCCCGAACGAAUUGAGCGAGCGGCGAUUGUCUCGAGACAAAGGUCCGGCACCUCUUCCCCCUUCGAUUACACGUCAGGAGAGCCGAAAUGAUAUUGAGAUGGUUUCGAAAAUUGGUAAAAAGUUGAGUCCCAUUGAUACGGCCAAGGACGAUCAAAAGCAGCCCGAAACAAGGUCCCAGGUGCAGGAAGAGUCGCAGGAAGUCACAAACGGCAAAAUUAAGCAGCAACGCGAUUCGGAUACGAAUAAUCUGACUACGUCAGAAAAAUCUCUGGUCAAAGAUCAACAGCAACCGUUGAGGUCCAAAAGUGUUGAGGACAAAAUGAUAGUAUCGAAUAAGGCUAAACAAAUUAGCGUAGAGGAGAAGCGUAAGUCGGCGCCAAUCAAGCCCGAUAACGGUACAGAAGAGGAUUUGAGAAAAUCAAACAUGGAUAAGCAGAAUUCAUUUGAAGAGGAUAGGGUUAAAGUGGAAUCAUCGACUGAUUGGAACCGUUCGCCAAACGAUUGCAAAUCAGAUGAAAUCAGUCGCCAUAGUCUUCAAUUGAAGCGCAAGUCCGUGGAGGAAAAACUCAAGGCUAUGUUGGAAAAGCAGCUUUUAAGGGAGUCGGGCAAAGAGCACCAGCAACAAAUGAACGAGCUUAAGAAUCAAAUAUUUUUCGCGUCAGCGAGCAAAGAUGGUGGAAGUCCUCUUAAAAUGAGUUCGUCGACGGGCGAUAUUGCGUCUACUGUGUUCCUUAAGAGGAUCAACGACGAGGACGCAAAGUGCCGUAGUGAAGGCUCAUCGCGUAACGACUCCCUUGAAAAUUUGUCGGAUGUAGAAACCGAAAUCGCCCGUGAGAAUGUUGCCCCUGAUGUGGUCGAUAGAUCCAAAAACCAAAAUGCGGGUAUUAACGUAUCUGUCAUCACGUCCACGCCGAUCAAGAGUAACAUAUCGAGGAGUUCAAGUGGAGAUAACAUCGUCGUUAUCACUGGGGCGCCUCAAAAGUUGGAAAUGGAGCAUAGGGCGAAUACAUCAACAACCGUGCGCAUAACGUCGGACAGUCCAGAUCCAUCAAAUAGUUUGGCAAGUAACGUCAGUCAGGUAACCGUAGUUACAACUCAUCCGCCAGUACUGAUCGAUGCAACUGCAAGUCCACCACCUCCGAGACGCACUUCAUCCGAGGUUGUUAUUGUUGCUAACGAAACGAAUAAAACUCAGGUGAACGAGAGUUCCGCCGAAGACGAUGGUUUCACAAGCUUAGAUAGUCUCGAAUACACGCCGCAAGAGCAAGCAAUAGUAAUUGGCGCUGAUCAAUUGUCUGGUAAGAAGAUCGGUAAACGUCUAGAUGAAUCGGAAGUCGUCAUAGUUAGUGCGAUCGAGGAUAAUCAGCAGCUGUUACAGGAUACUAGUCACGUAUCCGUUGUUACCGUAGGCGAUGAACGCGAGCAAGUUAAGGACUCGUCAGCUCUGGAUACUGGAUCUGUUAUCGACGAUGAUAAAACAAAAAAGCUAAUGAACGGACAGGUGAGACAGAGCGUCGAUCAAACACUGAUGGGUACGAAGUCGCACGUUAAAUCGAAAGAUCCAUCGAGCAACAAUAAGCCAACCUCAUCUCGACACAGCAUCAGCAAUCAUAAUAAAGAAAAGCGCGUUUCACCCGAUAGCUAUGACGGCUCCAACUCGACGCGCUGCUCACAAAGUGACUCGGGUUCAACGCGUUCUCACACCCCCAGCAAAAGUAUCGACCGCUCGGACGCUGAGUCAAUAUCGACAACUAUUAGCCAGGACAGUCGGGGCUCCAACAAAGAGACCAAUCACGUAGGUAAUAGUAAUGGAGCCGGGCAGAGGUCUGAAAUGGACGAAGAGGUCGUAUUGCGUAGAAAGCCCGAGUACGCGCGCGAGAUUCCUAGGAGGACGAAAGAAGAUGCCGAAAGGAUACAAAUGAUGAAUCUUAAGAAAAAAACUCGAAAGCGUACGAGGAAAUUUGAGAUUGACGGUGUCGUCGUUACAACAACUACGUCCAAAGUAAUCUACGGCGACGAUGAGAACGGCAAAUUCUACGAUGAUCAAAUAUUCCGUAAACAGGAGUUGCGAGAAUUGAAGAUGCUGCAGAAGAUGGAGCAAAAACAGUUCCAGGACUUAUCCUUAAAAGCACAAUUUAACAAAGAUCAGCAAGAGAAACGCAACGAGCAAGAACGUCAGCUUCUCGAACGCACGGCAGAAGCUGAUCUUGAAGCAUUAAUGAGACAACAGCGACAACAGCUGGAUAGGGCUGAAGCACAACAAGAAGCUGAUCUGAGACUUGCUUCAAAAAAAAUCAGAGCCGAACAAGAGCGCGAGCUCAAGCAAUUCAGAGAAGGCCUUAAGCAGGAUUUGAGGCUGCUCAAACAAGAGGUUGAUCUUAUGCCUAAGGAAAAGCGCAAAAGCGCGUUUAAAAUACGAAAGGAAAAGUUAGAGGCAGAACACGAAGAGCGCGAAAAGCUCUUUAUGGAAAAACUGAAUGAGAGCCACGAGACAUCGUUACGCCGAUUGUCAGAUAGUCAUCGUGAGAAAAUUGCACUUAUGGAACGUCAAUUUCUGCAGCAAAAGCAGCAACUACUACGUGCUCGGGAGUCGGCGAUUUGGGAGUUAGAAGAACACCAAAUUCACGAGCGCCAGCAAUUACUGAAACGACAACUCAAGGAUAUUUUCUUUUUACAACGGCAUCAGAUGCUCAUCAAACACGAAAAAGAGCUCGAGCAGAUGAAACGCAUGAAUCAACGUAAAGAAGAGGAAUUAGUCAAAAGACAGACAAUCGAGAGACGGAAUUUGCCCAAGAGAAUUCGCAAUGAAAUGAAGGCACGCGAAAUGAUGUUCAGAGAGUCAAUGAGAAUUUCGAUGUCGUCGACUCUGGUAUCAGAUCCGGACGCCGAGCGAGACAAGCUCAAAAAGUUCCAGGAAAACGAAAAGAAGAGGUACCGUGCUGAACAGCAACGCUUCGAGUUAAAACAUGCACGUCAACUGGAGGAGAUGAGGGCGUCGAGUGAUGCAACUAUUAAAGAGCUUGAGCAGUUACAAAACGAGAAACGUAAAAUGCUUAUGGAGCACGAAUUAAUCAAACUAAAGGAGCAAGAAGAAGCAUAUUUGAAAGAAUUGCGCGAAUGGAAAGGCCUACUUAAGCCUCGCAAGCAGAAGCUAGAAGAACAGUUCGCAAUGCAGCUCGAGGAACAGGAAAUUGUCUAUGGGCCGAGUGCAAUACCGCUUUGUUUACCUUCCGAUUUGCCUGACUUGACGCAUCACACAGCGAGUUCAACGCGCAGUUCAUUAUCAUCGGUAAGCGAGGGUUAGGGAAUGCUGAAAAUAACGGGCCGGGCCUUUUCCACCACAUUGUGUCGAUCAAGCGCAGCUGCUUGCUUAACAAGGAUCUCGCACAUGCUCGAACUGAUCUUGCCUUGCGUUGUCUUCCUACGUAAGCCUUCUGCUACAAUGUUUAAAUAUAUUCCAAUUUUAUGGCAAUCCUGCGGUUAUACCUAUAGAGAUUACGACUCGAUAAGUGCGAGACUAAAGCGAUUAAUAGCCUCGCAAAUUCAACUUAUGCUGUCGUAAAUAUGAGAAUGGGUUUUCCACCUACGUAAUACUGACAAUAACGCGUGUGCACGCGUACCAAUUUUGAGUUAUUUCGUUCUAGAGAUGUAGAUUUCUCAUUAAGUUGCGAUUUUCGUGACACUCUAUUUAUAAGGAAGGAAAAGAUAUCGGAGAAUUUUUUUUCUACAGGAACAUUAAUACAGAACAAGGACGAUUUUUACAUUUAGCAUAUUUUUUAAAAGUUAUCAGUGGAUUAUUUGCAUAAAUGAGAUACGUUGUGUAAACUUUUGCCCAAAAGAUGAAAGUGUAAUGCCUGACGUGAAAGAGCACAUACUUGUGCGGCGAGCCUACAUUUGAGUUGUGUAUAAAUGUAUAUGUUAUGCCUUACAAUUUGCGAUGGCUGUCGGAUGAAAUAUAAGGAUUAUUAUAAUAGAAAAUACCUUAUAAAUAUUGCUUAAUACUUUAAGGGGCAUCAGAUCAAUUCAGUCAAAUUUCUAUACCAACAA